GACGUCGUUUUUGUUCAGUGACACAAUCUCCAACAUCUUCAAACCCUUUUGAGACCAACGAUUACAGAGAUGCAAGAUCCUCAUGUGCCAUCUUCUCCCACCAUCUCUUCCGUCUCUUCCUCCGAUCUUGAUACCGAGUCUACAGGAUCGUUCUUCCAUGACAGAAGCAUCACACUGGGAACGCUUAUGGGAUUUAGUUUCACUGCAACCAUGCCGAUGCCAUUUAGAGCUUCUUCGCAUCGCCACGUGUCACCUUCCGUCGCAAUCUCACGAGCUUCCAGCUCCAAUGCAAGACGCCACCACCAGAGAAAGCGUCCUCCUUCAAAUUCGGCUGAGCCUGAGCGGCAUCGCCGUCGCAAGUGGUGGCGCUUUUGCCGAGAUGACGAUGACGACGCCGCAGGAAAUGGAAUCCACCGUGGUACCGGAGAUUCUAAGCGGUCAUCGCUCGGGGAGUAUCUAGAGGUUGAACGGAGGUUUGGAGAUGAAGCCGUUUAUGGCUCAGCCGAGGCGGAGCUAGAGGGUGCGGUGGUGGCGCGGUACCAAGAUCAGCAGCCGGGGAUGGGGGAGCGGGCAUUGUUUGCCGACGGGAGGGUUCUUCCUCCGGCUUCAGCUGAGGUAGUUACCGGAGAAAGUACGCCGGUGGCCACGGCCCUUUGUAGAUUCCCGGUUUCCUUAACCGGUAUAUGCAGUGGUGGCGGAGGAUAAAUACGUCGGUUCAUGUGUGUGUUUUGUAUUAGUUCUUUUUCGUAUUUAGACUUAAAAUUUUUGUAUUCAGUUUCUAGAAUCAUUGUUUGUGGAAAAUAUAACAUGUUGAUGUAG
Molecule: messenger RNA, 819 nt
Organism: Arabidopsis arenosa
Lineage: Eukaryota; Viridiplantae; Streptophyta; Magnoliopsida; Brassicales; Brassicaceae
Source: the annotation of a GenBank genome assembly